Molecule: messenger RNA, 9440 nt
Organism: Camelus dromedarius (Arabian camel)
Lineage: Eukaryota; Metazoa; Chordata; Mammalia; Artiodactyla; Camelidae
Gene: POGZ
Product: pogo transposable element derived with ZNF domain
Exons: 20
Coding region: 3132-7388 (1418 amino acids)
Biological process (GO): positive regulation of transcription by RNA polymerase II
Cellular component (GO): nucleus
Molecular function (GO): nucleic acid binding
Source: RefSeq, a predicted model, not a curated record
UAAGAUGUUGAAGUAUACAUGUUAUAUACUUGGUGAUUUCAUAUACAUAAACAUAGUAAAAGAAUUCCCCCAUCUAGUUGACACAAUCACUUCACAUAUUUAUCUUGUAUGUGUGUGUGAACAUUUAAGUUCUACUCUUCUAGCAAAUUUCAAUUAAAUGGUAGUGUUAUCAAUUGUGUAGUCACUGUGUUUGCAUUAGAUUAUCAGACCUUAUUCAUCUGAUCCUCCAACUUUUUAAGAAAAUUUUAUGCAUGUAAAAAAGGUGAAAGAAUGCUAAAAAGAGUACCUACAAUGAACCCACCACCUAGACACGAUUUUUAACAUGUUAGCAUAUUUGGUAUCUAUAAGAAAAUGCCAAAAUAUGUAUUUGCUGAACCACGUGAAAGUCAGUCAUGAUGUUUCCACUAAAUAGUACAUGCAUUUGCUAAGAAUACAUUCUCCUACAUAACUCUAACUCCACCAUCCUUUCUAAGAAAGCUAAAAAUAAUUCGCAAAUAUAAUCUUAUAUCUGUCUGGUCAUUCAGAUGUUCCAGUUGGCCCCAAUACAUCUUUUGUAGCUUUUUUAUAAUCCAGAAUCCAAAAAAGGUUCACAUUUCUUUUUGUUAGGUCUCUUUAGCUCUUAUUUUCUUUAAUCUAUUUGGUCUUCCCUGUGCAUGCAUGCCGGUGAUCAUGUGUGUGGUGUGUAUGUGUUUGGCGUUUUUGAAGAAACCAAGUUAGUAGUUUCAUAGAAUUUCUGUAUUCUGCAUUUGUCUGAUUAUUUGUUUAUAAAAUGUCCUACUUUGUGAAUUAUUCUCAUUAUAUCCUUGCGGUGCUGCUUAACUUAUUCCUCUUUUGCUGUAUUUCCUAUAAACUGAAAGUUAAAUUUAAAUGCUUGAUUUGAUUCAGGUUAAACAUUUUUGUCAGUGGGUUUUGUUUGUUUUUUAACAACAGAACAGGCCACAGACCAAACAGAUGACAGGUAGAGUUUGGAUUAUUGGCUAACAUUUUUCUAUUUGAACUUAUUGUCAUAACUUUCAUCUUUGAGAUAGACUUACUUCUGUAACUUUAAGUUCAAGCAUAACAGUAAGACUUUGAGAAAGGUCACAGACCUAGGUUGCAUCAUUUCAUUUUGGUUCACUGCCUUCUGAGAAAAUGAUUCGAAAGUUGAAGAGGCGAGAAGAGCUGAUAUAUUUAGCAAAAGCAACCCAUAGAGGAAUGAUAAGUCAAAAACCAGAAAUUUUAGAAGUGACGAUUAAAGGAUUUAGGAAAUUAUCUUCACAAAGAUUAUUCACCAGUUAAUACCGAUAGUAACAAAUACCGAUAGUAACCAUAAAUUUAGAGGACUAACAUUGUAAUGCUAAUGUUUUAUAAGGAGAAAUUAGGUACUUAGGCAGGAACAAGUUUCACAGGUAGAUGAUUAUAAGGUGAAACAAACAAGAUGUAUGUGAGUUAUAAAAAUGUUUUCACAGUAUAAAAUGUGACCGUUGAACAAUUCAUAGGAACUUUGUUCUGCCCAUCUUCUUUGUUGCAGAGAGAAUAAAUAUUUUUAAAAGAAAUGAGAGUUCUUUAUGCAUAGAAUGUGGAAUGAUUUUUUAAAAAAUUUCCCCUUCAGAACAUGGCUUCAGUUUGAUCAGGGUUUCUCAAUCUUGGCACUGGUAACAUUGGGCCAGAUAAGCCCUUGGCUGUCGGUGCAUUGUAGGAUGUUUAAUAGCAUCCCUGGCUUCUUGCCUAUAGGUAGAUGCCAGUAGUACCCUGCCGCAACCCCACCCCUAGUUAUGACUACCAAAAAUGUCUCCAAGCAUCGCCAGGUGUCUUCGGGGGGCAAAUUAUCCCUGUUAUUGUUGAGUUACAUAAAAUCCACUGGCAUAUGUGGAUUCCUUAAUGAUCUAGGUUUCCCUUUAUAUAACUUACGUAUAGCUGUUGAACACGAUUUCCUUCUGCAGGUUUUCUGCACAACUUGGACUGUGCUUAGUGUAUGUUGGAGAACCAAGGAAUAUGGUGACAUUUUGUUUUUUAGCUUUAUUGGGAAGUUUAUUGAAGGUAGAAAUGAGUUCUUCAUUUCUAAGUCAAGGUAUAGGUCUUUUGCUUUAUCUAAUCCCCCUCCCACCUCCUAAUUUGUUUGGAAAAGAACCUUAUAAGCUAUGUGUUAUGGAUAAAGUUUUUGUUAGGAAUAGUUUAAAAAUUUGUUUCAGACUUUUGAGGUGAUUUGUAUUUUGGCAUUAAGAAAAGAUAGUCUUUAAAAAAAUAGUUACUUGCUAAAGGGUUUGAUUAAAUGUUGCAUCCUCUUUGUUAAAAUUUGAUUGUCCUUAAAAUUUAACUAUAUGUAAAUUCUACCAGUGAGGAAGAUGAUGUAGGUAUCUUGUUAGGGGGAGGGAAAGGGAAUACAUGCAAUUGGGAAAAGAAGAAAGUAAUGACAAUUAUUUAAUAAAUAUAAGUUUAAAAGAUUGAAACAUCUCAAUAAUUUCAGGAGAAAGUAGAACUUUGUUUAGAUUUCUAAGACAAAUAUUUGUAGAUGUGAAGUUUUUCUGCCAAGUGGCAAAGAAGCGAAAUUGAAGAUAACUAUUAGUUAGGGGUUGAUAAGGAGAUAAUUUUAUAUUUAAAGUGAGCAGAAAGGCUCCCUAGCAUCCAGACUGUGAUCUUGGAAUACCAUUCCAUACCAAAAGGAAUUAGUGCUCCUUGGAGAAACAGCUGAUUCUCGGUCUGGGGCAGGAAAUGUAUGAGAUGAGCCUGAAACAUUUUGUUUAUCAGAUAGCCAAGAUUUUAUCAAACACUACUAAGGGUGUGUCAGAAGGACUCAGAAGCCAGUUGAGAAGUUCCCACCGGCUCAAAUAGGGCACUUUGAGUGUCAUUAAGGAUAACUACAGUGAAUCAAAACACAUAAAAUAUGCUUAAGUCUGUGAUGUGAUGUAAUGUAGUUUAAGAACAGGCUUGUUGGUCACUUGGGAGAAAAGCUAGUGAAACAAAUCAUUUUGAUCAAGCAAGAUGGAAAGAAUCAAGACUUUCACUACAUGAACUGCACCAAAUAGUAGGAUAUAUAGAAGCCAGAGGCAUAUAUUAAAUGCCAUGUGUAUGUAAUCAACGAUAUCCAGACUGUAGAAACUACACGAGGUGACCUGGUUCUUCAACAAAUAAAUUGCAAGGGGAAAAAAAAGAUGGAGGAAGAACUCAUGGCGGACACCGACCUGUUUAUGGAAUGUGAGGAGGAGGAGUUGGAGCCAUGGCAGAAAAUCAGUGAUGUCAUUGAGGAUUCUGUAGUUGAGGAUUAUAAUUCAGUGGAUAAAACUACUCCAGUUUCUGUGAGCCAGCAGCCUGUCUCGGCUCCAGUGCCCGUCGCUGCCCAUGCUUCUGUUGCUGGGCACCUCUCUACAUCCACCACCGUUAGUAGCAGCGGGGCACAGAACAGCGACAGUACAAAGAAGACUCUUGUCACACUAAUUGCCAACAACAAUGCUGGCAAUUCUUUGGUCCAACAAGGUGGACAGCCACUCAUCCUAACCCAGAAUCCAACCCCCAGUCUGGGUACAAUGGUCACUCAACCAGUAUUAAGGCCUGUCCAGGUCAUGCAGAAUGCCAAUCAUGUGACUAGUUCGCCUGUGGCCUCACAACCAAUAUUCAUCACUACACAGGGAUUUCCCGUAAGAAAUGUCCGGCCUGUACAAAAUGCAAUGAAUCAGGUUGGGAUUGUGCUGAACGUACAGCAAGGCCAAACAGUUAGACCAAUUACAUUAGUCCCAGCCCCAGGUACCCAGUUUGUUAAGCCAACAGUUGGAGUCCCACAAGUGUUCUCUCAGAUGACCCCUGUGAGGCCAGGCUCCACCAUGCCUGUGCGGCCCACCACCAACACCUUCACCACCGUCAUCCCAGCCACUCUCACCAUUCGAAGCACCGUCCCACAGUCCCAGUCUCAGCAGACCAAGUCCACUCCCAGCACUUCCACCACUCCCACUGCCACGCAGCCGACCUCCCUGGGGCAGCUUGCCGUUCAAUCUCCAGGCCAAUCCAGCCAGACCCCAAAUCCCAAGCUAGCUCCUUCCUUCCCUUCUCCACCUGCAGUGAGCAUUGCCAGCUUUGUCACCGUGAAGCGACCUGGGGUUACAGGUGAAAAUAGCAAUGAAGUGGCCAAACUGGUGAAUACUCUCAACACCAUCCCUUCCCUGGGCCAGAGCGCAGGGCCAUUGGUGGUAUCCAACAACAGCUCUGCCCAUGGCUCUCAAAGAACCAGCGGACCUGAGGCUUCAAUGAAAGUGACCUCUUCCAUCCCAGUGUUUGACCUCCAGGAUGGUGGACGGAAGAUAUGUCCACGGUGUAAUGCUCAAUUCCGUGUUACUGAAGCUUUGAGAGGUCACAUGUGUUACUGUUGCCCAGAAAUGGUUGAAUACCAGAAGAAAGGAAAGUCUCUGGAUUCAGAACCCAGUGUCCCAUCAGCAGCAAAGCCCCCAUCCCCUGAGAAAACAGCUCCUGUUGCUUCCACACCCUCUUCUACACCUAUUCCUGCUCUGUCACCACCUACCAAAGUACCAGAGCCAAAUGAGAAUGUGGGUGAUGCCGUCCAGACCAAACUUAUUAUGCUAGUGGAUGACUUCUACUAUGGAAGGGACGGUGGCAAAGUAGCCCAGCUCACAAACUUCCCUAAGGUCGCCACAUCUUUCCGAUGCCCACAUUGUACCAAAAGGCUAAAAAACAACAUUCGAUUUAUGAAUCAUAUGAAACACCACGUAGAACUUGAUCAGCAAAAUGGUGAGGUGGAUGGUCAUACUAUCUGCCAGCACUGUUAUCGUCAGUUUUCCACUCCCUUCCAGCUCCAGUGCCACUUGGAAAAUGUUCAUAGUCCUUACGAAUCGACUACCAAGUGCAAGAUCUGUGAGUGGGCGUUUGAGAGUGAGCCACUGUUUCUCCAGCAUAUGAAGGAUACUCAUAAGCCUGGAGAGAUGCCUUAUGUUUGCCAGGUGUGUCAAUAUCGCUCCUCACUCUACUCUGAGGUAGAUGUCCAUUUUCGGAUGAUCCAUGAGGAUACUCGGCACCUGCUCUGCCCUUAUUGCCUGAAGGUCUUCAAAAAUGGCAAUGCAUUCCAACAGCAUUACAUGAGGCACCAGAAGAGGAAUGUUUAUCACUGCAACAAAUGCCGGCUACAGUUUCUCUUUGCCAAGGACAAAAUUGAACACAAGCUUCAGCACCAUAAAACCUUCCGCAAACCCAAGCAGCUGGAAGGUUUGAAACCAGGCACCAAGGUGACAAUCCGGGCUUCCCGAGGGCAGCCACGAACUGUUCCUGUAUCCUCCAGUGAUGCACCUCCCGGCACCCUACACGAGGCCGCACCGCUUACCUCCUCAACAGACCCUCUGCCUGUCUUCCUUUAUCCUCCUGUCCAGCGCAACAUCCAGAAGAGAUCUGUUAGGAAAAUGAGUGUCAUGGGCCGGCAGACGUGUUUGGAGUGUAGCUUUGAGAUCCCAGAUUUCCCUAAUCACUUCCCUACUUACGUUCACUGCUCUCUGUGUCGCUAUAGCACCUGCUGCUCUCGGGCUUAUGCCAACCACAUGAUCAACAAUCAUGUUCCGCGGAAGAGCCCCAAGUAUUUGGCUUUGUUUAAAAAUUCUGUGAGUGGAACCAAGCUGGCCUGCACUUCGUGUACCUUUGUUACCUCUGUGGGAGAUGCCAUGGCUAAGCAUUUGGUAUUCAACCCCUCUCACAGAUCCAGUAGCAUCCUGCCACGAGGACUCACUUGGAUAUCUCACUCAAGGCAUGGCCAGACUCGUGACCGAUUGCAUGACCGGAACUUGAAGAAUUUGUACCCUCCCCCUUCCUUCCCCUCUAAUAAAGCUGCCACUGUGAAAUCUGCGGGCACCACCCCAUCUGAGCCUGAAGAGCUCCCAGCUCCUGUGGCCCAGACACUCCCAUCACCAGCCUCAACUGCAACCCCGCCACCAACCCCGACCCGUCCCCAGCCUUUAGCCCUUCCACCAGUGGCUGCAGAGGGGGCUGAAUGUCUGAAUGUUGAUGACCAGGAUGAAGGGAGCCCAGUCACCCAGGAACCUGAGCCAGCCUCAGUGGGUGGUAGUAGCAGUGGGGUUGGCAAGAAGGAGCAGCUGUCGGUGAAGAAGCUUCGAGUGGUCCUGUUUGCUCUGUGCUGCAAUACAGAACAGGCAGCUGAACACUUCCGAAACCCCCAGCGACGCAUCCGGCGUUGGCUUCGGCGUUUCCAGGCCUCACAGGGGGAGAAUCUGGAGGGCAAAUAUCUGAGCUUAGAGGCAGAAGAGAAACUGGCUGAGUGGGUGCUGACCCAGCGAGAGCAGCAGCUGCCUGUAAAUGAGGAGACCUUGUUCCAGAAGGCCACCAAAAUAGGACGUUCUUUGGAGGGGGGGUUUAAGAUCUCUUAUGAGUGGGCUGUGCGUUUCAUGCUACGGCACCACCUGACUCCCCAUGCUCGGCGAGCUGUGGCCCACACUCUUCCCAAGGAUGUGGCAGAGAAUGCAGGACUCUUCAUUGAAUUUGUGCAACGGCAGAUCCACAACCAGGACUUACCAUUGUCUAUGAUUGUGGCUAUUGAUGAAAUCUCCUUGUUCCUGGACACAGAGGUACUGAGCAGUGAUGACCGAAAGGAGAAUGCCCUGCAGACAGUGGGCACGGGGGAACCGUGGUGUGAUGUGGUGCUGGCCAUUCUGGCAGAUGGCACUGUCCUCCCUACCCUGGUUUUCUACCGAGGACAAAUGGAUCAGCCAGCAAAUGUGCCAGAUUGUAUAUUGCUAGAGGCAAAGGAGAGCGGCUACAGUGACGAUGAGAUCAUGGAGCUGUGGUCAUCCCGAGUGUGGCAGAAGCACACAGCUUGCCAGCGUAGUAAAGGCAUGCUUGUGAUGGACUGUCACCGCACUCACUUAUCGGAAGAGGUGCUGGCCAUGCUUAGUGCCUCUAGCACUUUGCCUGCCGUGGUCCCAGCAGGCUGUAGCUCCAAAAUCCAGCCGUUAGACGUAUGCAUUAAACGGACUGUCAAGAACUUCCUGCACAAAAAGUGGAAGGAGCAGGCUCGGGAAAUGGCAGAUACUGCAUGUGAUUCUGAUGUCCUGCUUCAGCUGGUGCUGGUCUGGCUGGCUGAGGUGCUUGGUGUUAUUGGGGACUGUCCAGAGCUAGUUCAGCGGUCCUUCCUUGUGGCUAGCGUUCUGCCUGGCCCUGAUGGCAACAUUAACUCACCUACAAGAAAUGCUGACAUGCAGGAGGAGCUAAUUGCCACCCUAGAGGAGCAGCUGAAGCUGAGUGGGGAACAAUCUGAAGAGCCCUCAGCUUCCACUCCCCGACCCAGGUCAUCUCCUGAAGAGACAGUUGAGCCUGAAAGCCUUCACCAGCUCUUUGAGGGCGAAAGUGAGACCGAGUCCUUCUAUGGCUUUGAAGAAGCUGACCUAGAUCUGAUGGAGAUUUGAGUGUUGGGGUCAUGAAGGGGGGUGUGGAGUGGGGGUGGGAAGUCGUGAGGGAGGGUAGAGGGAUUUAGGGGAAAGGGGGUAUACCAGGUGAGAUAAUUGGCUUAUAUUUUUUAAUUUUAUGCCACCACUCCCCCCAGUGUUGACUUAUACUUCCCUGUGGAUUUGUGGAUUAGGAAAACCAGUAGCGAUCACGUCUGAGCCGAUGAGCUGGCCCGUUGGUCAUUCACUUCUGCUAAAAACAGGUUUUUGUGACUUUUUUUAAAAUUUAAAUCACUGUGUUUGGUAUUUUUCUGACAAAAUCAAGAAAAAGGAAAAAAAAAUCCUUCGUGGGCGAAUGUCAAAUUUUUUGUUCCCCCUUUUACCUCAAUUGUAUCUUAGUACACCUGGAUUUUUGUUUUGUUUUACUGUGUGGCCAGUGUCUCUGGGCAUGAUGCUCUCCAAACAUUGUCAGUGUGAGAACAUUUCUGCAGAUGGGAAAGACAAAAAUUGUAGCUCACAAACUGGUUUAUUAUAUAUAUGGAUAAAAAGGUUUUUUCAUUGUGGUCUUAACACUUUUCUAUAAAAAUGAAAAUGGAAAAAAAUCCCACUGAACUCUCUUCCUUCUCCUUUCUUUCCUUCCCUCUCCAGAGAUGUUGGUUUCUACAGCAACUCUAAGAUAUAAAAUUGUGGCUUUAAAAAUGCAUGAAACCACCUUAAUCAUCCAGAAUGAUGACUAGAUUUUUUUCCUCACCACCCUCCCUCCAACAAAAACACAACAAAACCAAUAUUCUUUGCACUUGUGAUUCUUGACCCCUUUCCCCAUCUCACACCAUCACUCUGGACAGAGGAUCAUACACGUGUCAUAGCAAGCAAGAGGUACUGAGAUGAUCACACAGACCGUUAGGGUGGAUGGCUUCCAUUCCAAGUGGAUGGGUCUUCAUUCUCACAGGGGCAGCCCCUGCUCUGUUGAACUUCCUCCCGUUCAGUGGACAGCAUACCUGUUCAAGAGGUCACUUGUCCUCCAGCCAGCAGCUAAUUGUGCAAGAAUUGUAUUGAACUUUGAAGAGACCACUUGUUGAAAUCCUCCUUACCCUGUGGCUGUCCUGUUUCUCUUACUGUCCAGAGGAGAAUGUGAAGAAACAGAUGGGGUGCGCACAAAGAAAAAGACACGAAUCUUUAUUUUUCACUGCCAGCUUCAAGAAGAAAGUUUUUCUACAGUUUGCAUGAGGGAAUUUUUUUUUAAUUGUCUGUACUUAUGGUUAUAAACUGAAAUGUACUGUAACAUACAGAGAAAAGGAGCAAAAACCCAAGUCCACCUUUCCCACAGCGACACCAUUCUUCUGUCCACUCUGAAAUUUUCAGCAACAUUUCCCUGAGCCAAGGAGGCAACCUGCACAGGCUUGUAAAUGGUUCGUCUUUAAAAUGUACAUAAGUGGAGCAUUUAAUAAAAUGAGGGGAAAUGGAUUUAUAAACAAUGUGGUUUUUUUCUAGGUGACCCUAUUUGAAUAGGCCUUCACACUGGGAAAUGCUCAAGAUGUGAUAAGCCUCGUGAUACAGGUGUGACGUUCGUUACCACCUGUUUCCCCACCCAUUUUUUGUUCUGUUUUGUUUAACUCCAAGCACACUAUAAUAUAGUGAACUGGAGAGACCCCUCCCAUCAGCAGCUCGGCCAGCUUUGUCAACCUGUGGCAUCCGAAACCCAAACUGAGGGUUCACCUGGGCUUCUCUUCCCCAGCUUUUUGCCUGAUGCCAUUUUGACAGAAUAUGGACUUUCAAGUCAAAACUUUGCCUUUCAGACAGUUCAAGAACUAUGGUCAACUCUAUCUACAUCUCUGGUAGUCUGCAGCAGCCCCAGCCUCAGCAGAGCGGGGUUCCUGCCCUCUGCACACUGUAUGACUUUAUUGUUGGGUAAUUUUUUUAAGACCGUAAAACCAACAGUGGAUCAGCCAGGUUUUGACCAGGAAGUUACCUUUGUGGAUUCCGCCCGCAUGGCUUAGUAGUAGAAGGAAGUUUUUUUGUUUUGUUUUGUUUUUUAUAAUUCAGUUUAAUCAAUAAACAAGUAUUUAUUGACUA